UUAUUCUGAUAAAUUUCAAAGGAAACUAUUUUUGUCUCGCUACAAAGGAACUCAAAUAUUGGCAUGAUUAGUUAAAUGCGUACGAAAGAGAUACGAGAAUAGAAUGCAUCAGCGAUGAGUUGAACAUACUUAUAACUAAUUUUGGCAUCUUUUUCAUAUUCUAUUUGUUCCGGUUGUGGCGGUUCACUCGCUUCUAAGCAAGAAGAAGAAGAACAUCUAUCAUAUAAGUGUGAGAACAUAAGCCUAUACUGUUUUACCUUCUUCAUUAUUUUCUUCCGUUGUUUGUUCGUUUGGCUUUGCUAUCAUUGUUGGCGGUGCAAAUGUAAAUGGUAAUGGUGAUAGAUUAAUUAAACGUGGUCAAGUGCAACUUCAUGUGAAAGAAAUUGUUGAGGAAACUAGUACUAAACGACAAAUGAUUAUUCGAUCCGAUGAUUCAUUAGGUCGAUUAUUUUUGAAUAUUCAAUGGACGAAAAAAGUUGAAGUAAAAAAAAAUUCGACAAAAGAUAUAACAUUUUUUUGUAUGCUUAAUCCAGAAAUGCCAGAAAUUCCAGCUAAUGAAGUGGUAAUUAUUAUUCUAAGAUUUGACAAUGAAACAGAACGUAAUGAAGCUUAUGAUAAGCUUCAAUCUGAAAGAACCUAG
Messenger RNA from Didymodactylos carnosus, 640 nucleotides. The record is from the annotation of a GenBank genome assembly. Lineage: Eukaryota; Metazoa; Rotifera; Eurotatoria; Philodinida; Philodinidae.